GCGCUCUCGUCUCUUCACUCGCCGGGGCCGAACGAGUGGUCCUCCUCCACCUCCACCUCCGCCUCCGUCUCCAUUCCCCAAACCCCCAACCUCUCGCAGAGCAGACCCACCCGCUGCAGGCCUGGACCACCACCGGUCACGAGGCCACGCGUCAGCGAAACACCCGCCCGCUCUCCGGCCAAGAAGCAAAGGGAGGCGGUCGUCGUCCACCUUUGCCGCCCUUAAUGACGCGCGGUAAUCCAUCUCGCCGAGCUUCUACUACUACAGUCACCGGAGCGCGCUGUGAAGCGUCACAUGGGAUGGGCUUGUACGUACGCUAGCUAGCACAUUUAUUACGGCAGUCGGCAGGUCGCCCAUCCCAUCCCAUCCCGUCCCACCGCGGCCGCCGUCCCUUCUCGCCUUCGCCUCCGGGUCCCGGCCCGCUUUAAACCCGCCCCUGGCCUCCCUGGCUCCCUCCCUCCCUAGCCAUCGCCAUUCUUGGUGUCGCUUAGCAUAAUCAUUACCGAUAAUUAUUGGCGGCCUCCCAGAUAUUUUCAUCCGCUCACUUGAGUUCACCCCUCUCGGGUGGCCGCGAGAGCCCAGAUCGGCGAUCGGCAGAUGGACGCGGCCCUAUCCGCCGUCGCCGACGAAGCGCCGCCCGCUGUCGUCCUCGUCUCCGCCGGUGCCAGCCACUCCGUCGCCCUCCUCGCGGGCAAUGUGCUGUGCACGUGGGGCAGGGGAGAGGACGGGCAGCUCGGCCACGGGGACGCGGAGGACCGGCUCGUGCCGACGGUGAUCAGCGGCUUCGACGCGCCGGGGAUCACGUCCGUCAUCUGCGGGGCGGACCACACCACCGCCUACUCCGAGGACGAGCACCAGGUCUACAGCUGGGGGUGGGGGGAUUUCGGGAGGCUCGGCCACGGCAACUCCACCGACGUCUUCACGCCCCAGCCGGUCAAGGCGCUGCAGGGGAUCAAGAUCAAGCAGCUAGCCUGUGGGGAUAGCCACUGCCUGGCCGUCACCAUGGCCGGUGAAGUGCUCAGUUGGGGGCGUAACCAAAAUGGCCAGCUUGGUCUUGGAACUACUGAAGAUUCGCUGCUCCCACAAACGAUUCAAGCUUUUGAGGGUAUUUCUGUGAAGAUGAUUGCUGCUGGUGCCGAACAUACUGCUGCAGUAACUGAAGAUGGCGAUAUCUAUGGAUGGGGCUGGGGUCGAUAUGGAAACUUGGGUCUUGGUGAUCGGAAUGACCGAUUUGUUCCUGAAAAAGUAUCUUCGGUGGAGGGAGACAAGAUGGUGCUUGUUGCAUGCGGAUGGCGCCAUACCAUUACUGUUUCCUCCUCCGGUAGUUUGUACACUUACGGUUGGAGUAAAUAUGGUCAGCUUGGUCAUGGCGAUUUUGAAGAUCAUCUAGUUCCACAUAAAGUAGAAGCCUUAAAGGAUAGCUCUACAUCCCAGAUUUCAGGUGGAUGGAGGCACACAAUGGCACUUACAUCAGAUGGAAAACUUUAUGGAUGGGGAUGGAACAAGUUUGGGCAAGUUGGAGCUGGCGAUAAUGCUGAUCACUGUUCCCCAGCCCAGGUUAAUUUUCCUGAGGAACAGAAAGUUGCCCAAGUUGCUUGUGGAUGGAGGCACACUCUUGCUUUCACAGAAAAGAAAAAUGUGUUUGCAUGGGGAAGGGGUACUAGUGGACAACUCGGUCAUGGGGAAAUAGUUGACAGGAACACACCUGUGAUUAUUGAUGCCCUAAGCCCAGACGGUCCUGGUUGCAAGAAGCUGGAGUCUUCAGCAGCUAUUCCAUUUGCAGCUAAAAUUUGGGUGUCACCCUCUGAAAGAUAUGCUCUUGUUCCUGAUGAGAAGGUUGCAAAACCAGGUGAUGCCACCGCGCGUGGCAAUGGUGCGGAUGCGAGUGUGCCCGAGAAUGAUGUAAAGAGAAUGCGCGUUUGAUCCUAGUGCGAUGACCCGUCAUCUAUGUACCUCAUUAACCCUAGCACUACCACCAAAAAACCUUGCGCAUUGUUCAUCAGUUUCCAUCUAGUGGUGUCCAGUUUUUGUGCAUUCCGUUCUGCCAAAGUACUUUCCAGGAGAGGAACCGCCUUCUCCCGGCGUUGAGAGAUGAUGUGUCGGCACCUAUGGGCUAUGGUGUAUAAUUCACCUCUUAGAGGUGGCUAGUAGAAUCAACCUGUACCUGUGUUCUGAAUGUUUCGGUAGCUUCAUCCGACACUUUGUUUGGACGGUACCAUCAAUAAGCUAUUCGUUCUUA
This is a messenger RNA of Hordeum vulgare subsp. vulgare (domesticated barley), 2239 nucleotides long. RefSeq names its product ultraviolet-B receptor UVR8-like. The record is from RefSeq and is a predicted model, not a curated record. Bases 598 to 1923 code for a protein of 441 amino acids. Lineage: Eukaryota; Viridiplantae; Streptophyta; Magnoliopsida; Poales; Poaceae. The transcript is spliced from 11 exons.